Messenger RNA from Priapulus caudatus, 3255 nucleotides. Its product is annotated as protein PRRC1-like. Gene Ontology annotation, biological process: activation of protein kinase A activity. The transcript is spliced from 11 exons. Lineage: Eukaryota; Metazoa; Priapulida; Priapulimorpha; Priapulimorphida; Priapulidae. Bases 81 to 1493 code for a protein of 470 amino acids. Gene Ontology annotation, cellular component: cytoplasm. The record is from RefSeq and is a predicted model, not a curated record. Gene Ontology annotation, molecular function: protein kinase A regulatory subunit binding.
UUUCUGCAGCCCUCUGUGUUUAGGGGAUCUGAUCAAGGCUCGUUGAGCACGGAUGGAAGAAGUCAAAGUCAAGAAGAAACAUGAUGGAGGAAGUAAAAGCUGAAGACUCCAACGGAGAGUUUGAGAUGGUUGGAAAUGAUUCAGCUGACCCAAAACCCACUCCUGCAGUCACAGCAACACACAGUCAAUCCAGUACAACAGAUACCUGUACUAUAGGAGACUCUGCUGCAGUAUCGGCUGGAGAAUCUCACCCUACCUCUGUAUCCUCAAAUGAACCAUCUCUCACAACCUCACGUGACCCCUCGCCCCUUCCCACAUCCAACCUUUUCCCACAAUCCGAUGACACCACGUUCCAAGUUGGCCUAGGUGACCCUGGUAUAUCCCAGAUAACAAGGGAGCAAGAGUCAGUGGAUUCACCUGCUGAGCAUACACAUUAUCAGCCAGGUCCUGCGGUUGCACCUGCUACCAUCGCUGGAACACACAUUGCAAAACACAGCUUACAGCAGCCAGCCGUACAGGCUCCGUAUCCAGGCUAUGCACCACAGCAGCCAGCAGGGCAGCUCGCCUACCCAGACUAUGCACAGUCAACACAACCACAGGGUCAGUAUAACUUUGAGGAGCAGCAACAGUUUUAUACACCAUCAUCGGUUGCGCAUGCAGAUGUAUCACCUUACGCCCAGACUCCUGUCGUACAGGCGCCCGUCUCAUAUCAGAUGGUAGGACCUAGCGGUGGAUACGUCGGCGAGGAUGUGUCGGUAUCUAAUUCAGACGACAGCAGCAUGUGGGGCUGGUUCAAGGGCACUGUCACCCAGAUCGCUCAGAACAACCUUGUGCACAACAUUGUUGAGAAGACGAAGAGUUCAGUUGACUCGAUGAUAACCGCACUAGAUCCACAAAUGAAGGAGUACAUUCGUCAAGGAGGUGAUGUUGACAUCAUUGUGGCAUCUGAUAAGGAAGCGAAGGUCAGCCCUAUCAGGCAAGCAUUUCAGGACGUGUUCGGUAAAGCUGACGUGAACGGGCUUGCCGCGGACAACAGCAUUGCUCCGCAGCCGGUUGGAUUCACUGCAGGUAUGAAGGGAGCUGAGGGAAGGAUAGAGAAUCUACGGCAGAGCAGGCGUGUGCAUCAACUCCAACCCCUGCUUGCCGUCGAAGGCUGCCUGGUUGAGAUUGCACCUGACCGGUGGUACAACGUGGAUUGUUUGCUACUUCAAGACCCAGGUCAUAGCAUAGAGUUGCAGACAUACGCACAGGCUGUCCCGGUGCCUAUAGAAUACGUGAUGGAAGCUCAGGACAAUACCCCUUCAGACUAUGCACUUGGGUGGUCUGGUCUCUCCAUCACAAUCGGCCAAGUAAUACAAAAGAAUAUACCCCACGUGGAUCGUGCGGACUGGCAGCUGUCUCUCACGGGUGUGUCGCGACGGGACCACAUCUACAUGGCAACGAAGAUGCUUGCUGGCCUCUACAAGACGAAGCUGCAAGCACUGGCUAUUUAGGCCAAUCGGCAGUAGAUAGCACCGAACAUUUUACGUAUUGUCAUGUCCGUGUGCGUGUCGGCGUGCACGCAAUGGCGCCGUCAUGUCAGUCGGUAACUAACCGUCAUCAUCGUUUCGCGUAGCUCUCGGUUUGCUAGUAGAGGUCGUGCGUAUGCUCGCGGAUGUGUUAUACGUGGGGUAUGUUGUACGUGUCACCAGCCAACCUCGGCGCAUGUUCACUGUAGCGUGACUGGCAUGCAUUGCGCUCAGUAUGGCGUUUUGCACGCGAUGCAAUAACAAUAACAAGCCGAUUCUGAUAUCGCAGCGCGUUAAGUCUGUCUGUGAGCUACGAAUUGCAAUGACAGCGAGCUUCCUAUGCGUGUUUGUGCGGAAUUACCAACAUGGGACUGCUUGCAGCAGGUGAUCCGGGAAAAACGCAAGUCCCCUCUGCCUGGAGAAGCAGAGAUUGUCACAGCUGUGCAAUUUUAAUUAUCGGAGAGAAUGCGCAGAGCUGAUGCCGUGCCCACGGCCAUUUCACGGUCACCGUACUGACGCUGUUGCUGCAGAUUCAAGACAAAACCUCAGCAGUGCAGGCUGGGCCUGGGAAAGCUGUGAUUAUGAGAAGCUACGCGUAUCAUAAAUGAACUUGGCAUGAAGAUCAGUUUUCAGUUAUGUGCACUUAUUUUAGUACCAUCAAACGCGUAUUAAGAAUGUAAUACGCUCUUGGUACUCUGAAUAUCCUAAUUGUGUGCGCAGAGGGGUUACCUGGCUAUUUGCCAGCACUAACAGAUACGUGGUAUGGUUAUUCCCACUCGUCAAGUAUGUAUAUGGUGGCUGGUUGGUUAUGCAUGUUAUAUACUGAUGUGCUUUACAUGGUUAUUGUACAAGAACACUAACUGUUGUUAAAAUGUGUUUCCGACAUUCAAUGCACAUGUUGCUGAUCAUCUCUAGGUUUUUUCCGGUCAUCUCUGCAGGUGUUCCCGGUCAUCUGCAAAUGUUGUUGGUCACUUAUAAAUGGAGUUGGUCACCUUAGUCAAGUGUUUCCGGUCAUUGUUCCUGGUGUUUCUGGCCACUCAGAGAUGUUGGAUAUUUGCAGGUGCUGAGGGCGCGCUCAUUCAUUCUCCUUUCUUGCCUACAGCGCGUAGCAAAACAUUUCUGCUCAGCGCAGCAUCGGGGAAAGUGUGAAACGAUCAUUCAAUCUGGCUUCAUCUGUGAGAAGGGUGUGAAGCGUUAAAUCUCACUUACUGAGUGGUACGACGGCAAUCAAACACAUUUAUUAGUGCAGGUGAAGUGCUGCUCUUGCAACCGAACGGACUUUUGCACUUAGAAAAUGAAAGUAUCCAGCUUUUGCCGUUGCUGGCCAUAAAAUCGUUACGCUAAAGGUGUAGUGUGCCGCUCGUGUGUUCGUGCGCGUGCGUGUCCGUGCGCGUGUGUGCGUGUUGAUUAUGUGAAUGGCGUGUGGGUAGUGAUGGGCUCUUAAUACACCACGAAAAUAUAAUUAUUACCUUCACCAAGUCUGGAUUCGUGUUUGUUCCCUCCACGGCAUCCUAGACCAGUGCUUUUUGUGUCGGUAGCAAAUCUUGUCGAAUAUCGUGUGAUACGUUCUGUUAAGUAUUGCAUUAAUAUUUUGCGAGAUAACGAUUUGAAUCUACGUUACGCAUAAAAAAUUAUUUGUUAAGGAGAAUACCUGUCUAUAAUGUAUGUUUCUUGCGUUGCCGACCGUCAGGAAAAUGUCAAAUCAACGAUCGUUCGCAACGAAAUACACACUUCUUUCUCAUAGUUA